Messenger RNA from Myodes glareolus (Bank vole), 765 nucleotides. It is a transcript of the gene Mien1, whose product is annotated as migration and invasion enhancer 1. Gene Ontology annotation, cellular component: cytosol. Gene Ontology annotation, biological process: negative regulation of apoptotic process; positive regulation of filopodium assembly. The record is from RefSeq and is a predicted model, not a curated record. NCBI's taxonomy places the organism in Eukaryota, Metazoa, Chordata, Mammalia, Rodentia, Cricetidae.
UUGGUCUGACGUCACACCCGGAAGCAGCCCUGCAGCGGAGCGGGCAGCAAUGAGUGGGGAGCCAGGACAGGUGUCCGUAGUGCCCCCUCCCGGGGAGGUGGAAGCAGGCAGUGGAGUCCACAUCGUGGUGGAGUACUGUGAACCCUGCGGCUUUGAGGCGACCUACCUGGAGCUGGCGAGCGCCGUGAAGGAGGAAUAUCCGGGCAUCGAGAUUGAGUCGCGACUCGGCGGAACAGGGGCCUUUGAGAUUGAGAUCAAUGGACAGCUGGUGUUCUCCAAGCUGGAGAAUGGGGGUUUUCCUUAUGAGAAAGAUCUCAUCGAGGCCAUCCGAAGAGCCAGCAACGGAGAGCCUUUAGAAAAAAUCACCAAUAGCCGGCCUCCCUGUGUCAUCCUGUGACAACACGCGAUUCUCGGAAGCUUGGUUCUGGGGCUCAAACCUGUUUCCUCGGGGCUCCACUAGGAACUUCCUCUGCCUUUUGCCCCUCACUUAGCUCCACGUAGCUAACACCCUGACCUCCACUUAGCCCCUUUGGGCACAAGGAGGGACUAGACAUUUCUAUGGUGUUGGAGGCAGAAAAGAGAUGUUCUCUGUGGACAUUUCCACGACCAUCUCAUACCCCUCUCCCGAGAUCGGUGCCCUCUGCAGCUCGGUCCUCUCCCCAGCUUGGCAGUUCCUGUCACAUGCCACAGUUGCUGUAACUUAUUUUCCCCGAGUCCUGGGCAGUGUCAGCUAUUGGCAAUAAAGAGCAAUUAGCGCUACAAACA